AUGGCGUCCGCGGCCGACUAUCCAAACUAUCCUCCGUCCGUCCCGCCUUAUCAGUUCCAGCAGCCCUCGCCGUCGCAGAACUACCAGCCCCAACUGCACUCAGCGCAGCAGAGGCCCUCCAGAAAGUCCCGAACACUGAGCUUCCGAUCUGACAAGUCUCACAAGUCUACCGGUUCUGGAACUCACAAGAUCGACCUGCAUGAGACGCCCGCUGAGAAGGAAGCUAAGAGACUGCACAGCAAGGCAGACCCGACACUUGCCAUGCAGGAAGCAGAGCCUUCCCAGGUUGCCGCUGCGGUCAAGUCUUCCCUCGCUUCGUUGAGGAGUAUUCAACACAAGGACGCUUAUGGAAACCCAAUUGCGGACCCCGAUCGCUCCAAUCCAACCCGCAGUCGAUGGGAGCGUCCCUUGGACACUAUUCGGAGUUUUGAGGCAGCGAUUGAUGGCGGAUACAGCAACCGAAGGUCUAUGAUUCGCCCAGAUCCGGAGCCCGGGCUAUGGGGAGGCAACAAGAGAGCGAGCUAUUACGGUGGUAAUGGCACUGCCAGUCGGUUUACGCACGACAGCUAUUAUGGAAGUCGCCCUGCCUCUACCGUUUACGCCAACCGGCCCGAUGGCAGCCAGUAUGACCUCAGGCCGGGCGCUAUGGGCCAACGAGACACCUACUGCGAUCAGCAAGCAGGGUCCGGCUACUAUGGACCUCCAGGGCAGGGUCCCCGGCGGGGAUGGCCGAGGAUGUAUCCUGAGCCGCAGUACGGUCCGGGACAGCGCCACCCGAACGUCAACGAAUCUCCCAUUCCUAGCAACCACCGAUCCUAUGAGACAGUCACGAGCGCGGCGGGAAGUGGUUCAUCAGCCGACCCAGCAGGAUAUCAAACCGAUCCAACCAGCAGCGACAACAGUUCAAUUGAGCGUGUACAGUCCCCACCCAAACGCCAUACGGAGCCUGCGAAUGACUACGGGAUUGGGUUUAGCCAAGGGCCUGCUUAUCAGCCACAGCAAUUUGUCUUGGGCAUGCAAGGUGCCGCCGGUAUGAACGGCCGAGGUGUCAACGAUCACCAGGCAAGCGGCGCACUCGGUAACGGGAUGAACCCGCCUCCAGUUCCCCAUAAGGACCAGGGAACGGUGCUACGGAAACCAAUAUCGACCGACCAUGUCCAGCAGCAGCGACCUGCAGCACCCGAAAAGCGAAAGAGUUGGCUUGCGAGACGUUUUAGCAGACAUGGCUAA
Canariomyces notabilis is the source of this 1230-nucleotide messenger RNA. RefSeq lists its product as uncharacterized. NCBI's taxonomy places the organism in Eukaryota, Fungi, Ascomycota, Sordariomycetes, Sordariales, Chaetomiaceae. The record is from RefSeq and is a predicted model, not a curated record. The transcript has 5 exons. The coding region runs from base 1 to 1230 and encodes 409 amino acids.